Manihot esculenta (cassava) is the source of this 1732-nucleotide messenger RNA. Its product is annotated as acyl-coenzyme A thioesterase 2, chloroplastic. Gene Ontology annotation, molecular function: fatty acyl-CoA hydrolase activity. The record is from RefSeq and is a predicted model, not a curated record. The coding region runs from base 122 to 1459 and encodes 445 amino acids. Gene Ontology annotation, biological process: acyl-CoA metabolic process. Lineage: Eukaryota; Viridiplantae; Streptophyta; Magnoliopsida; Malpighiales; Euphorbiaceae. The transcript is spliced from 5 exons.
CGCUUCACCGUUUUCAUGGGGUUCAACCCAAAAGAGAUCUUCCCUGAUCUUACAUGUCUGAUUUUUCUCUUAAAUUCCAGGCGAUCAUUUUCAUAGAUUACUGAAUUCAAGUUCCCAAAUCAUGGAUUUCAAUUCCUCAUCUCCCAAAACCAUCUCUGUAUUUUCCACUUUCGCCACUCCCUUCGACAACAAUUCCCCUCGUGUUAAUGACACCCUCAAUCCCAAGACUCGCAAGCCAAUAGCUUUAUGGCCAGGAAUGUACCAUUCUCCUGUCACCAAUGCUCUUUGGGAAGCAAGGUCCAAGAUCUUUGAGAGGCUCCUUGACCCACCUAAAGAUGCUCCUCCACAGAGUGAAUUGCUUACCAAAACCCCAAAACAGAGCCGCACAAGCAUCUUAUACAAUUUUUCUACUGAUUAUAUACUUAGAGAACAGUAUAGAGAUCCUUGGAAUGAGGUCAGGAUUGGGAAGUUGCUUGAAGAUCUUGAUGCUUUAGCUGGCACCAUUUCCGUCAAGCACUGUUCUGAUGAUGAUAGCACAACAAGGCCACUCUUGCUGGUCACUGCUUCUGUUGAUAAGAUUGUCCUGAAGAAGCCAAUCAGUGUUGACAUUGAUCUCAAAAUAGUUGGUUCUGUCAUUUGGGUUGGCCGGUCAUCAAUUGACAUUCAACUGGAAGUCAUUCAGUCCACCAAAGAGGGAUCCGAUGCCUCAGACUUGGUAGCUUUGAUGGCAAACUUCAUAUUUGUGGCCCGUGACUCUGAGACUGGGAAAGCUGCUCCAGUGAACCGCCUGUCACCAGAAACUGAACAAGAGAAGUUACUUUUCGAAGAAGCUGAAGCAAGGAGUAUGCUGAGGAAAAGGAAGAAGGUAGAAGAGAGGAAGGAAUGCGAGCAUGGGGAAGUCAAUAGACUUGAAGCGCUGUUGAGUGAGGGAAGAAUCUUCUGUGACAUGCCAGCCUUAGCUGACAGAGACAGCAUUCUUCUGAGGGAUACCCGCCUUGAAAACUCUUUGAUUUGCCAGCCUCAGCAAAGGAACAUUCAUGGUAGAAUCUUUGGAGGGUUUUUGAUGCAUCGGGCUUUCGAGUUGGCUUUCUCAACGGCUUAUGCCUUUGCUGGAUUGGUUCCUUACUUUCUAGAAGUUGAUCAUGUUGACUUCUUAAGACCAGUGGAUGUUGGAGACUUCCUGCGUUUGACAUCAUGUGUUCUUUACACAGAACUUGAAAACCCAGAGCAACCUUUGAUUAACAUUGAAGUUGUUGCUCAUGUUGCCAGGCCUGAGCUGAGAUCAAGUGAGGUAUCAAAUACAUUUCACUUCACUUUCACUGUACGUCCAGAGGCAAAAGCCACGAAGAAUGGAUUUAGGCUACGCAAUGUGGUUCCAGCAACAGAGGAGGAAGCACGCCGAAUCCUGGAACGCAUGGAUGCAGAGACCUUACAUUCGAGAAACGGUGUUUGCAAAUAAGAUAUGUCUCAACCAUUUAAGAGAGACUGAAAUCUUAAUUAGUAAUAACCUUCACACGAAAUCCACCCAUCACCUUCCACAUUCUCCCCAAAAAAGAUCACUAUAUUUAUUAUCAGUGGGGAUUACAUAAACUAUCUUCUUCAGUUCUGGUUAAAAUAAUUGUAGCUUUCAUGUUACAUUAGUGCAUGAACUAAUGAUCUCUGUUCUUGCAAGUUCGAGUUGGAUGUUAAGUUUCUUUGAACGGUUCCAUUUCGAAGAAUGAUGAUUUGAUUA